AUGAUUUCACCACCAAACUUACAACUACUCAUCACCAGACUCACCGUCAUUCACCACCAAACUCACCACUGCAAACCACCAGACCCACCAGUAGACUCGCCACCAUUCAUCAUCAGACUCGCCACCAGACUCUUUACCAACCUCACCAUCACACACCACCUAACUCACCAUCACUGUCCAACAAACUCACACCUCAUAACUACCCACCAUCAGACUCACCACCUCAUAACCAAACUCACUACGAUAUUCACUAUAACACUGACUCAUCACCAGACCCAUCACCACACACCAUCAGACAUACCACCAGACUCGCCGCCACUCACCAUCAGACUCAACACCACACCCACUACCACACCGAUCACCACAUACCACCACACAUCACCAAACACCACCAGACUUACCACCAUACUCACUACCAACCACCACGCUUACAACUGCACACAACUGUACUCACCACACUACCCACUACCACACUCACUACCAGACUCUCCACGACUUCAACACCACACUCACCACCAGAUUCAUCUCUACCCUCCACCAAACUCGAAACCACACACCACCAAACUCACCACCAGACUCGCCACAACUCGUUGCCAUAUUCACCAUAAAAAUCACAUCAGGAGAACCUUGGCAUCAGAGAAAGCACUAAGUUGA
This is a messenger RNA of Pecten maximus, 654 nucleotides long. RefSeq lists its product as uncharacterized. The coding region runs from base 1 to 654 and encodes 217 amino acids. The record is from RefSeq and is a predicted model, not a curated record. Lineage: Eukaryota; Metazoa; Mollusca; Bivalvia; Pectinida; Pectinidae. The transcript has a single exon.